Molecule: messenger RNA, 570 nt
Organism: Capsella rubella
Lineage: Eukaryota; Viridiplantae; Streptophyta; Magnoliopsida; Brassicales; Brassicaceae
Product: transcription initiation factor IIF subunit alpha-like
Exons: 2
Coding region: 1-570 (189 amino acids)
Biological process (GO): positive regulation of transcription elongation by RNA polymerase II; transcription initiation at RNA polymerase II promoter
Cellular component (GO): transcription factor TFIIF complex; nucleus
Molecular function (GO): TFIIF-class transcription factor complex binding; DNA binding; RNA polymerase II general transcription initiation factor activity
Source: RefSeq, a predicted model, not a curated record
AUGAUAAACCCAAUCCAAUCGAGUCAACCUAACCGUCAAAGCACGCAAGAACGCAAGAUCGAACAUAGUCUUGGUGAGCAAGCAAACGCUAAACCAGUAGAUGCAGAUAAAGAGAAAGAGAGAGGCCGACCCGAGGAACCAAACCUAACCGAACCUCACGUUCAACCUAACCGUCAAGAACGCAAGAUGGAACUCAGUCUUGGUGACCAAGCAAACGCUAAACCAAUAGAGGCAGAGACAGAGAGAGAAAGAGGCCGAUCUGAGGAACCAAACCUAACCGAACCUCAAAUCCAACCUUACCGUCAAGAACUCAAGAUGGAACCUGUGACAGAAGACGAAAUCCGCAAUGUUCUGAUGGAGAAUAAGCAAAUAACUACAGUGGAACUCGUUAUGAGGUUUAAGGACAGACUUGGAACCAAAGAGCACAAGGAUGCAUUUGCCGAUAUUCUCAAGAAGAUCGCAAUGCUACAAAAAGACGCAGCUUCUCAAAAGUACUUUGUUGUUUUGAGAGAUGACGAGUCUUCUUCUACUUUGCUUUCUUCAGAACUCACUCGUUUGUCUAUUUCUUGA